AUGUAUACCGUGGGAGACAUAACAGUGCAUGUGGCUGACAUAGGACAUGAGACGUGUAAGGCAGGCUAUGCAGGAGGAGAAGUUCCUUCUAUUUUUGAGAAAAGAGGUGAAAAGACUCUAGAAGAAGCACUUACUGCCACAUUAGAAGAACUCACAGAUGACCUUGAGACUAUUCCAUUGAUUAACAUUGAAGAUCCAUUCACAUCAAAAGAAGCCAGGAAGAAUGCAUUCUCGCAUAUAAUGGAGACUACUUUGGCUUCUGGUACACUGUUUAUUAAUGGGGCUGUUGCAGAUUGCUUUAGUUAUGGAAAGAGCUCUGGUCUUAUGGUGAGACUAUGUGGGGGAAGUACACAAGUUAUCUCAGUUAUUGAUGGAUAUUGCUUGAGUGGUGGUAUUAAGAGUACAUGUGGUGGGGAUAGUCUGACUAAGGCUGCCCAUAGUCUUCUAAAAAAUAAGUCAGCAGAACUAAAGACAGAUCUUCUUGUUCCACCAGUGGCAAUUCAAGAGAGAACACGAGUUUCAUUUGAGCAGAUGCCAAUCUACAAGGAAAAGCCUUCAUAUUCAAUUCUCUCAGAGGAAAGUAAGGUACCUCUUGAGAUGGGUGUUGCAAAGUGCUUUAAAGAGUCAAUUUCCUUCAUUGGUCACUGCCAACCAAAGUACUAUGAAUUUGCAACUGGCUUCAGUACAAGAAUAUUUUCAGAGAGAAAUAUAAUACCAGAACUUCUUUUUGAGAAGACUGGAAGGACAAUGGAGAGACUUGAUCCACUGAAGCAAAUGGCUGGGGUUAUUGAGCCAAUGGGACUAUUAGAAAUGAUAAAAACCACCAUGGAUACAGUUGACUUAGACCAUUAUGAUAUGCUUCUUGGGAAUAUAAUGCUGUCAGGUGGUGGUUCUUUGAUUCCUGGGAUAACAGAGAGACUGCAGGCUGAUCUUAUGGAAAUGUAUCCAAAUGCCAGGAUAAAGGUGAAUAAUGACAGAAGAGAGUUUGGAACCUUCUUUGGAGGAUCAAUCUUAGGCUCACUUGGGACUGCCAGUACACUUAUGAUCACUAAGGAAGACUAUGAAGAAUGUGGAUUAACAGCACUGGACAGAAAGAGGUCUGAGUGGAUAAAGUAG
Molecule: messenger RNA, 1116 nt
Organism: Nematocida ausubeli
Lineage: Eukaryota; Fungi; Microsporidia
Exons: 1
Coding region: 1-1116 (371 amino acids)
Source: RefSeq, a predicted model, not a curated record